Molecule: messenger RNA, 14330 nt
Organism: Lymnaea stagnalis (great pond snail)
Lineage: Eukaryota; Metazoa; Mollusca; Gastropoda; Lymnaeidae
Source: the annotation of a GenBank genome assembly
ACGAUUGUAAAUUGUUCUUCCGUCCUCCAUGACGGAAUUUGUGGUCUUCGAAAUUCUUUCAAACUGCUCAAGCAAUGAAUUCUGAAAUAGAGCCACACAUUACGAAAAAAUACGAAAUAAAGAAGCGCCUAGGAAAAGGAGUAAGUAUAUGCUAUCCUUUUUAUAUUAUAAACAGAAGGAUAAUUAACUUAAUAAACAACUAUUUUAUAUUGUUGUCAAGGAAGCUUUCUGAACUUUCUCAUUCUCUCGCCCCGACUGUCCCCAGCUUUUGACAUUUCCAGUGUCGUAUUGUCAGCUCUAGCUCUACAUUCCCGUGACUGCAACAUUAACUGAUUCUGUCUUAAUAGUUAUUUUGUCAUCGUUCUGUACAAAAGCAAGCCCACAUUUUUCCCAAUAAAUUUGAUGAAUAAAGUACCAUACAUUAAUUAAUGACAAUGUCAAUGUACAAAGACUAUACUAUGGUAGUCGUAUGCCUUUAUAUAACUUAUUAUAGACUUAUUAGAAUAAUAGCAUAUUGACACUAUUGUGUGGCCUACCACAAGGGCUCCCGGUCUUUUUAAUUCGCAGAGCCCUUUUUAUAAUAACUUUCUAUGGGGUAGCGCCUUAGGCUCAACCUAUGUCUUACUACAAGUUAAUCAAAUUUAGGAAUAGUUUGAAGAAAAAAAAAGGGGGGGGGGAGGGGGGAAUUUGAUUUUGAAAAAAAAAUGACUUAACAUGACAUCAAAUAAUGUUGAAACUUUUAAUGGGAUCCCUGUCCUGUGACUGUAGUCUGUAUACUUUUCUUAUUUUUGUUUAACUAAUGAUAAUGCUAAUUAAUGAUAUAUGAAUUAUAUGUGGGGAAUCUUGAUUCACAUAGAAAUGUAAUUGAAAAAGGCUGCAAUACUAAUCGUGUUAUCUCAGAAAAUAUUUUGAAUUCAUCACAUAAAUGCAGAUAAAGUUCCAAUAGACUUUGGUUCUGAAACAUGAUUUUUAGCUCGCUGUGAGAUGUCAAAUCUAUGAGAGCUUAGUAUUUCACUGAGCUGAUGUCAUGUAUUUUUUUUGUUUUUCACGAUGACACAUUCAGUACCAAUUUAAGGACAUGAAGCAACUUCCCAUAUUAUACCUUGAGCUAUUGGAAAAUAAUUUUUGAACAAGUCUUUUAAAUUUUCAUGAUGCACCAGAAUAUUGUCCUGUAAUUUUUCUUGAAUCAUGUUAUUUACUUUCAAGAAGCUUUUUGUAAGAGGCAAGCUAUCAAAAACUUCUUUCUCCAAUAAGACUCUCAGUCCAACCAAUACAUAAGUUUCCUCUUAACGAAGACACUUGGUGUUUGCAUUAAAAUCUAUAGUAUAUUUUUUAAGCAGUUAUAGAUUCACUGUGUUCAGUUUGCUGAAAAUGUUGGCCAAAUAACAGCAGUUUGUAUAUCCAGUCUUCUUAGUGUAAAACCAUACACAAUAAAGCGUUAUGGUCCAUUAAAAUAGAUGUUAUGUCUACAUGGAGUUAAAAAAAUGUGCAAAUGUUUUCUUUCAGACAAUAACCUUUCUUUAAUGUGCAACAGGAGUGAUAGAUCAUAACUUCUCAUAAUUGACCCAUUAUUUUAGAGCAGGGGUGCCAAACUCAAUUGCUUCGUAGGCCAAAACUCAAAUCACAUGUAAGGUUGCGGGCCAAACAGGAUAAACAUUCAAUAAGGGGAAAAUUAAUAAAUGAAAACAGAAAAAUGUUUUAAUAAUAAAAAAUCAUUGGCAUACCCAUUUUCGUUCUUAUGCCACUUUGUCAGAGCUUGAUUUUUGGCCCAUUUUCUUGGCUACAAAAAGAAGUAAGCUCGUUUAUGUUGGGAGUAUCAUUCUGUGUCAUUGAGAUUCUCAUGAUGGACUGCAAGUGUUCAUCAGUGAGAUGACUCAUGUGUGAUGUUUUGUUAAUCUUUAUCACAGAAAACAGCUGCUCACACAUAUUUGUGCUACCCAACAUGCUCAAGGUUCGAGUGAAUUGUGUAGACCCAACUGUGUCAUACUUUACCUUUAGUGUCUCAUUACAUUGCAGCUCUAUUAGCUCCAUCAGCAAAUUUACAGGUGCAAUAUAAAUGUUUAUGACAAAUUAAAUGGGUUUUGUAACAGCUCAAAAUUACAUUUCUGUGUUUCAAAGUCACUAAAGCGUUGUGCAAACUUGGCACAAAAUAAGCUACGUUUUUCAGCAAAGUGUACAUAGGGAAACACCAUAGAAUUGACUUGGAUAUAAUUGUACGCUGGUCAAAACCUUGCGGCCCUGACAUAAUUGUAUGGACGGCUGGAUGAGGCCGCGGGACUUGAGUUUGACACAUGUUGUUUAGAGCCUGCUUUUAAGAGGUGAUUUUAAUUAGUUUAUUAUUUCAACACUAUCAUUAGCCCAAAAGGCAUUUUUUUUGAGGUUAUUGUCUGUCUAUGAAGAAGACAAUGGUUGGUGCUACAUUUCUUUGACUUUUCUUAAUUUUAAUUUUGGCAAUGGCUCCAGCAUUGUUAUCCAUAAUUGGCUUUACACCAUCAGUACAUACAUCUGUACAGUUUUCUCAAGCUAUGUAAUUUGAUGUGAAGAAUUCAUCUAAAAGAUUAAAUAUUUCACUCCCUGUUGUGUUGUUUGAUAGUAGACUGCAAAGUACAAGGUCAUCCUAAUAGUUUUGUACAUAAACAUAAUAAAGAAAUAUAAUUAAAACUGCUGAUCCCACGACAUCAGUCGAUUCAUCUAUUUGAAGUGUGAGUUGGUUAACCUAUUACUAACUUCACAAAUAACACUCUCAAAAAGUUCAAAGACAGCUAACUCAUGGAAUAAUUGCUAAAAAUCACAAUAUGUUACUAUUACAACCAAAUUGACCAUGUUCUAAAUGAUCACAGGCAUGGAUCAAACAUACUUGAUGUAAUAUGCAGACUCUGACCAUCAACCUGUAAGGAUUAAAUAUAAGCAGAGAAUAAGCAUAAUUCACAAUGGCCGAAAACUAAAAGAAAAAUGAUAUAAUUACCAAAAACUUACCAAAGACCCACUAACCGCAAAAGCUUACCAAAAAAGAAUUAGAAGCCUAACUAGAAGCAUUACUGGAGAAAAUUAACUGGGAAAGCAACAUAAAUGAACAGUGGGAAAGGAUAAAUAAGGCUAUGAAAAGAUCAGCAAAAAGAGUAGUAUGAUUUCAGCGACCUAACAUAAGGGUAGGCUAAUUUGAUUAUGAAUGCAAAGAGACAAGUCCCUGGAGAAGACCUCAUCACAGCAAAACUUAUUAAAAGUGGAGGAUGAGAACUUAUGAACUACACACUCAGACACAUAAACUUAUAACUAAAAUUUGUCACAAAGAUAAAAUUCCAACAGAAUGGGAAACAGCACUAGUAACCCUAAUACACAAGAAAGGUUCCAAUCUUCAAUGCACAAACUACUGAGGAAUUUCCCUAUUAAAUAUUACAUACCAAAUACUGACAAAAUUUAAUUGAUAAGAGGCUACAACCGUACACUGAACUACAUUGUGGAUUCAGACUACAAGAUCAAUGACUGAUCAGAUUUUUACGAAGAUAAAAUUCCAGUGCACCAAAACAAAUGUGGAUUAUAAAAUUGCCUAUGAUGGCAUCAUUAGAAAAUAUCUAUAUGAGACUCUGCAGGGGUCUCCAAAAAACCAACUUACAUUAAACAACUAAAAAAAGCAAAAUCAAACUUCAGAAUUUAAAAGAAGUUAUAAGAAGCAUACAUAUUGACACCCGAGGAACAAUCGCAGGAUACUUUCUUUCGUCAACCUGUUUUGGUCAUAUAGUGUUCAUUUGAAGCAAAGAUCCACAUUUUCUGUAAGGUUAUGCAAUAAACUUUAUACUUAUGUAAUUUUCUUCUCUCUAAUAAUAAUUUCAACAGGCUAGUAAAAAUGAUUGUUUAGAAUUAGGUUUAAAAUUUUGAGACUUUUUAAUGUUAGUCAAGCAUAGGCCUUUUGUAAAACAAUGAAUGAAAAAUGGUUACAAUAACCUAAUUUAAUGCUGAAGUUGUGUCAUCAACAUAGAAAUUUAAAAAAAAAGGAAUGAAGUUGACCAACAGAAGUAAACAAAAGUAUGCAUUGAGGCUAUGUUUUCUAUGGACUUUUUAGCUAAAAUUAAAUUAAUCUUACAUUGAAACUUCAAAAAAUUAGCAAAGGAAUAGUGAAAAUUAAUUAAUAAUGUUGAUUUUACAGAUAGUACUUUAAAACAAUAUGUUGUUUUCUUCCAAAAGUAAAUUCUUUUAAAACCCAUCCAAAGUUCUACCUGGGGAGGGUAGAAGGGGAAAGACUCUUCCUUUACCUCACUAAGUUCCAUAAGAUAUAACGAAAGCCAUGAAUUGAAAUCCAGGUUAGAAAAACUAAUGAAAAUGGUGAUUAGAAAAUUACAAGAUGAUUGAAUGCACAUAUCAAAGAUUACAUUGAGAAGAGUGAUAAUUGAGCAGAAAGCCAAAAUUAAAUAUAAUUGAUGUUAAAAUAUAAAGGAUUCAUCUAAUCAGAUGAUAUGUUGCUUCUUUCCAAACUGACCCAGACAGGUGUAUUUGAACAAGCUUUGAUAAAAAAAUUAUUCGCAGAUUGUUAAAAUUUGUCUUUACCAUUCCACUUGCUUCAUAUACCUGCUUUUCUAGUGUUUUUUUUUACAGUUCAGCAUCUUAUUAUAAGUGACAUUAUCAUAUACUUUUAUUUGUUUCAGGCUUAUGGCAUUGUAUGGAAGGCCAUUGAUAGGAGGACAGGAGAGGUGGUUGCAGUUAAGAAGAUUUUUGAUGCCUUCAGAAAUAAAACAGAUGCUCAGGUGAUAAUCAGAGGUUUCAAUGAAAAGUGAUGAUGGGGGGUAUACAUUUUAAAAAUAUAGGACUAUGAAACAAUAAAAAAAAAAAUUAAAAUGGAUAAAAGAAAAGAAUAAAGAUAAGUGAAAAGAAUAGUCAAAUUAUUUUAGUGCAGAAGAAAUUUACCGUUGAUUUCCUACUCUAAAAAUUAUUUUGAACUUACGCUACCACUGCUUUUAAUAGUCAAAACUGGUCAUGUAUGGCUCACUUUAUUUCAUAAGGUUAGGUAUAGGCAAGAAUUUCUUUUUCAAAUCAUAAAAUUUAUUCUGUCUUAACAGCGUACAUUUAGAGAGAUUAUGUUCCUACAAGAAUUUGGGGAUCAUCCUAAUAUUAUCAAAUUACACAAUGUGAUCAAGGCUGAAAAUGACAAAGAUAUUUACUUAGUCUUUGAGUUUAUGGGUGAGUACUUACUUAUGUCUGUGAAGUAUGUGUGCAUUACAUUGUUCAGUUAAUUGACAUCUUCACUAGAGAUUGGAAGUGUUGUGUGUAAUUUUAUGUUUGAAGCAAUAAAAAUAAAGAAAUAUGUAUUGCAGGUGACUUGUGUUUGUUUUUUUUAUUAAUUCUAUAGUUAUCUCAAUGUUUAAAAACCCAUACCAAUUUAUUCAAAAUCUUUUCCCCCAUAAUCAUUCUUUGUUACAAAUGAUUAUUAAUUUUUUUUGAAGGAGUUAGUAGGUUUGCUUUUGAUUCAGUACUGAGAAAAAAGAGAUGAUUUACUUGUUCUGUUACUUCUGUUGUUUAGAAACAGACCUACAUAAUGUCAUUAAACGUGGAAAUAUACUGAAAGAUGUUCACAAGCAAUAUGUAAUGUACCAGUUGUUCAAGUCCACCAAAUACCUACACAGUGGCAAUGUCAUCCAUAGGGAUCUUAAGGCAAGAUUUGACUUUUGAACUUUUGUAAUAUGGUUCAGUUUAAUAUUAUGAAACAUAUAUAUAUAUAAUAUAUAUAUAUAUACUUAAAGUUUUUUACUUUUCACUUAAUGAUUCUUUGAAGUAUGAAUUAUAUUUUUCUACAGCCAUCCAAUAUAUUGUUAGAUAGUGAGUGUGUUGUCAAGUUGUGUGAUUUUGGAUUGGCCAGAUCACUAACACAGAUUUCCAUGGAUGAAGCAGGAGACCCAAAUCUAACAGAAUAUGUUGCCACACGAUGGUACAGAGCACCAGAAAUAUUGCUGGCAUCCCACAGGUUAAAAUUGCACACAUUUUUCAUAUUUUUAUAAAUUUUCAGUACACAUUUCUGUCUAAUAAUCUAUUUUCUGAAAUAUAAAUAUAUAUAUCUUAUGUCUGCUUCAAGUACUAUGUAUAACACAAUAUGGUUUCAAUGGUGUAUAAAAUUCAAACUGCUACAUUAAUCUUCAUGUUCUCAUAAAGUUUAUGCCUGCAGUGUCUAAUAUUUUAAAAAAUAUUUUGGCUUCACAGUAUUUUAAUCCUGAUUUUAUCUUUUAUUAAAAAUUCUUCAUUUUAGAAAGUAAUAUUUUAAUAGUUUUUUUUAUCUAUCAAUUCACACUUUUAAAACAUUACAGGUACACAAAAGGAGUUGACAUGUGGAGCCUUGGAUGCAUUUUAGGUGAAAUGCUUCUGGGAAAGCCACUGUUUCCUGGUUCCUCAACACUUAACCAGAUUGAAAGGAUCAUGGGCUCAAUCCCUACACCCUCUAGAGCUGGUAAGUAGAUAAAUGAAAUUUUCAUUUACCACUGUAAUGGGUAAGGGUUCAAAUCAAUUAUGAUACAUGCAAUAGUUUUUUUUUUAAAUGCAUAGAUUUUAUAGAAAUGUUUUCAUUUUAGGUCUAUAUGAAUUUGAUUGGAAAUUUAAUAAAUACUUUGAUUUUUAAGGAAAGUAAAAAAAAACCUCUAGAGUUUAUAAAUAGAAAUAAAGCAAAGAUAUUCUUCUUGUAGGAUAUAAUGAAUGAGCACAUGAAUCAUUGGAUUUGAAGUCUGUAAAUCACAUUUUUAUUCCCAUGGAAAUUUUUAUGUCGAAGUUUCUUCCUUCUCUUAAUUGUGGUUAAAUUCAUAGUAAUGUAGAUGCCAUAUCUACUUUCUUUUUCACAAAUGUGGCAUCUACAUUGCUAAAUUGCAAUUGCAUAGUGUAGAAUAUUAUUUUUCUAUGAUAAAAAUUAUAAAUGACACAUUAAUCAUACAAAAUUGGAAAAUCACAGUUUGCUUGGGGUCAAUUUUGCCCAGUGUUAGCUUUAUGGGCUUGGUUGGGAUAUGGUAAGCUGCUGUUGGUUGUCCUUGUGUCUUGAAUUCUCUGCCCUGAACCAUAUAAUUACUUGUAUUUCUUAAAAAGUUAUUUGUAUUAAAACCAUCAAUUUAUUAUUAUGAAACUUUUAAAUAAGUGGACUACAAUGUUUUUAAAGCAAUACAAAUUUUAAAUUAUUAAGUAUAUAAAAUUAAUAAUCUUGCAACAGAUAUUGACAGCCUGAAAACCUCAUAUGGAGCAUCAGUUCUGGAAAAGGCGAUAUCUGCUGCUUCCAGGUCAGAUGCAUUUAUAAAUUAAAAGGAAGUCAACUGUAUACCUGUCAAAUUUAAUAAAAUGUGAAAAUAAUUUUUCAUCUUUCAAAAUGUUCCAGACUACUGGUAAUGUGGUAGGCCUGUUAACAAUCUGUUAAAUUUAUGGCAUCUCUGACUUGGAUUUCCACUGUCCAUAUUUAAAUGUAGCAUUAUAUUCCUGUUUUUUAACAACCACUGAGAUUUUUUUCACUUUUAAACUUGUUUUUGACAUUAUGCAUCAAUUCACUUCUAACUGUAUGAAUUUAAUUUGAAAUAUUCUUAAAACUUAUGAGGCAUCAUUCAAAUAACAAUAUAAAUAACACACAAUCACAAGCCAGCAAUUAAAAGAUUGCUAGCUAGAUUUUAAAAAAUAUUUCAAUAACAUUGUUUUUGAAAAAGUUUAAUGCACAACAGAGAUUUUGUGUAUGAUGACAUUGUGUAAAAUUAGAAACAACAUUUGAGGGAAGGGGCAUCGAACCGAGCAUCAUGAUAAAGAUAAGGACAAAUGAGUUUAAAUUUUAAAAAAUGAAUAAAAUCAUUCAAUAAUAGAAAAAAGCAUGCUAUGAACAGACAAAGUUAUAUCCAUAACUGCUGCAUUUAACUUCUCAAUAAUUUUAACAUUCAAUUUUCAGGAGCCGGAAAUCCUUUGAUGACAUGUUGUCUGAUUCCCCUCCAGAUGGUAUUGAUUUAAUGAAGAAACUGCUGCAUUUUAACCCUGACAAAAGAAUCACUGCCGAUGAAGCCCUUAGACAUCCAUUUGUUCAAAGGUAUGCAUAAAAAUGUAGCGCUACAUAUUAAUUUGUAUUUAAAGUCCCUAUAUUUGUUUUCUUCCAGUUGAUGAUUGGUGAGAGAAUUAUAAAACUUAAAUUAAUUUUUUUUUAAAGCCAAAGUUUAUGAAGUACACAAUUACCACUAUUAUUUAAAUAUAGUCUAUUUAUGAUUCCUGUUUUCUUCCAUUAAAUUAAAACUUAUAAGAUUUUUAUUUGUUGUGUUAAUAUUAUCUUAAUAUACCUGAACAUCCUAAAUUUUAUAAUUUUGAAUAAUUUAUUUUCAUGCCUCUGCUUUAUAUUUAAUUCUGAUACAAAAAACUAAUUAUUAGAUAUGUGGUUUAAUUAAGGGGGCAGAAGGACAACUUUUAAAGAGAGUUUAAAUUUCUUCAAAUUAUUUGUCUUGCUUUAAACAAAUUGAUAAACAUUGCUAUUAUUUUUAACAUUUUCAUCCAUUUUGCAUUUGUUUUGAUGGUCCUUGGUUGUUAAGCACUGGUUUGGAAAGUUUUGUAACUUAUUGCAACACACUCAUACAUUUCAAUGAUAUAAUGUUACAUAUUAUGGUAAAUUAUACUGUUUUAAAAAAAAUCUAUUUAUUAUUUUUAAUUAAAACUGACACUAAAUCUUGUUUUGCAUUCAUUGAAAAUCCAGGGAUCAUAAAAAGAACAAAGAUUGCUUGCAUGCAAAAAAUUAUAACUGAUUGAAUUUACUGAUAUUAAUAAUAAUUAUUUGGGUUUUUCAAUUUUUUUUUGGUGGUGUUUAAAUUCUUUUUACUGGAUUUGACUCUAAAUGGUUUGUAUGCAUGCACAGAUGUUAAAAAUACCAUUCAUUAAAAAUCCUGUUAUAUAUUGAACACUUUAAAUUCAAAGACAAUCACAUGAUUUGGUUCCAUUUAAAGAAUUGUGUUUAUUACAAUUCUAUUUAAAAAACAAACUGUUAUUUACUGUGCCUUUAGAAAUGUAAGAAAAUCUUUGAAUGUUUGCAGGUUUCAUAACCCUGCAGGUGAGAUGAGCCUUAAUUUUGAUGUAGUGCCUCCUCUCAGUGAUGAUGUCCAGCUUACAGUUGAUGAAUACAGAAGCAAGUUAUAUGAGGUGUGUGUUUUUCUCUUCACCCAUGAUAAAUCCCAUUUAAAUAACUCUUCAUACUGAUAAAAAUGGACGUUUUUGUAACUAUUGUUGUAAACUUAACUACCAAUGAUUAAAAAUAAUACUAAAAUUAAAUUUUUCUCACAAAUUGAAGACAUCCCACAAAUGUUUAGAUGAUAUAAGUUCCAUGUAUUUAUAAUUAUUAUUAGAAUUUACUAAUCAUUGGGAAAACAAUAACUUCACACUGUUUUAAAAUGAUGGCAAUGCAAACAAAUAAAAAAAAUGAUAAUAGGAAAAAUAGUACCAACAUGGUACAUUGUUAAAGUGGAUCUCAGAAAAUUGGAAUGAAUUUUAUAUAAAACUGAUUUGAGGUGAAGUUUACUCCAGUGUGGAUGUAUGUACACUCUAAUUUGAUUUAGAUUUUUUCCAACUUACAGUAUUAAUAAAAUCGGUGGAUUUUAAAAAAUUAAAAGCUAUGAAUUUCUUUAUUCCUUUGAAAAUGAAAUGUUCAUGCGUUUUACCAUUACUGAUGUGAGACUCAUUCCAAAAUGACAGAUGAUUAUGCAGAAAAAAGCUGAACGAAGGAGGAGAAGACGAGAAGAGGCAAAAAGUGCUGCCUUACAGUCACAACACCAAGAUGUUCCACUGGAAGACUAUGCACAAGACCAAGCUACUGAGCCACCAGCUAAAGAAAAUUUCCAUUCCUCACCAAAACGUCCUUCACCCCAAACUGUUCACAAAUAUGGUCCCAAUGGGGAGCAACUCAUCAGUCAUCAAUCAUCGUUUUCAGGUAAAGAAAAAUAUAGAGUGGAUUGAGGCUUAAUCAAAUCAAUUACUUGUAAAUAUAUAAUAAAACCCUUUUUUAAUGUAUAUAGGUUAGAUUAGUUUAUUUUGUGCUCACUGAUGGGUAUGGGGCUCUCAACAAAUGCAAAUGUCUGCAAGAAUUAUGACUCUCAUGGUAUUAGUCUUAGAGCAUUAACACAAUUCAUGUCUGAAUAUUAUCAUUAAAAAAUAUAAAAAGAGAUAUUUAUGGUCACACCACCAGCCAAUCUGCCCAGUCAGUAUAAUAUAUAUUUUGUUUUCUUUAUUAAUAAGCCAAAUUGUUAGUCUUGAACUAGAGUAAUUUUUUGGGGAAUGACAAACAAAAAUAAUUAUAACUUUAAUUUUAUAUCAGCUCUUCAGCAAAUAUUCUUGACAUCUGUGCUGUGUUCUAUCAGUUUCUAAUUCAGUUUUAAAUUUCUUACUGUUGCUUAAGACAAUGGCCAAAAAAACAAUACUUAUUUCUAUCAUCUACUGCUGUAACAGCUGUCUACAGGUUCAGUUUUCUAUUCUGCACCUGGUCUUAACAAUGCUUUGUUUUGUGUUGAGGGCUUUCUUGGAAGUGACCUUGGCGGUAUUUGAAAGGUGCAGCCAAGUGAUAACCAGUAUUGCGGCUACACAGGUUAUGACACUUAUUGUAACUCCUGAUCAGCAUCUCAGUUAUUCAUUGGGGAUUGUCAGGAGAAGAAUAUUCUAUGGAUCUUUCAAAAACACAUUUGAUCUGAAGAAAAACAUUUAGUUUCCCUUAUGAUGUGCUAGUGGUCUUACAGCCAUCAAUAAAGGGGAAAGACUCAAGACAUUGUUUCUAAAGGUUCUGAUCUAUGUGUUGACACUCAGGUUGGUUCAUUUGGAGAUGGAUGUCAGCAUUUCAAAUUUUAAAAUGCCCCAUUAGCUUUGCUGAUCCUAUGAUUGAUUUCCUUAUUACAAUCAACAGGGACUAUAACUUUGCUCCCUACUGUUACAAUGGGCAGUUGAUGAUAAUGACAGUGUUAUUUCCACUAAUUGACAUUGACUUUGAGGCCUAUUGUACUGGCAGUCUCAUUGUUUUUUCCUGGGUGUCUUGUUAUAUGCCAGACAGCAAUCCUUUGUUUUUUUAAAGUCCUCAAGCAUCGAUGAUAUUCCUUACCUGUCCUUUCUUAGGUUUUAGUAUAAGCCAAAUAUCAGGGAGUAGACUUAACAGGAAAAUAAUGUAAAUUUUGUAAUACAGCUUUACAGAAUUCUCCUCUUUGAAAGUCUCUAAGUUCAAAGUUCUGAUAAUACUGACUAGUUUUUACUUAAAUUAUAAAUGUGGUGCAGUAAUAUUUUAUAUUAUCCGAACUUAUUUAUAGUGAAAAUAACUAAUAAAUAUAUCUGUUAGAUUUAUUAAGUUUGUUUUUAUAUCCUUCAGCAUUUGGUCGUACAACCAACUCAGAUCAUCUCUUACCUGUUCAACACAGACAAAAAUCUUUGGGAAGACAAAAGAGUUAUGAAAAUAUUCAGGCUUCACAAUUAACAAAUGGGGUAAAAAUUAAUUUAAAUGUUAUUUAUUUCACAUAUACUAGGCAUCCCCACUAAAAAUUGAUAAAUCAUUUAAUAAAUAUGUUUUUUACAAAGUUUUACGACAUGCAGUUAAAAUUUAUGCAGAGUGCUUUCACUUGCAUUCCUUUCCCUAUCUAUACCAAAAAUGGUGAAAAUGUGGCCAUAUAUUAGUAUGAUCUAUCAUCUGUAUAUUAUGUGCUAUUUUGCAAAAAAUAGGAAUAUUUUUAUACCCUGUCUCGCCCUGCUGCCCCUGUACAUUUUUCGAAAUUCCUCCAUGUUUAUGUAUAAUUGAAAUUCUCAAAUUUUCUUUGAGCUUUAUUAUAGACAGUUAUGAUUAACUGACAAUUAAAGUAAUUCACUGUAAAUCGUGUUAAAAAAACUAUAUCACAGGCUUUCUCUCCUUUUUGUGAUUGGGGCUGGCUGUUUAGCAUAGCGAGUAUCAAAGUAACUACAUUGUAUCUUUAUUGAGUGAAAAUCUUUGGUUCAGCUAACACAAGUUAUUAUGUCACUCAUUAUGAUACAUGCACAGAACCAAACUUGUAUUGGAGUUAAGCUUUCAGUAGGAUAAAUAGAUAAUUCAGGAACAUUACAGUGAUAUUUUUAUUGCCAUCUUAUGGAUUGUCGGACUAAAUUCCAAAUUUAAGGAUAAUUAUGACGAUUUUUUAAACAUUUUAAUAAUUUUACUGUACAUACACUUCCCUCCCCCAUAUGCACUUGUACACAGACUUUCCUAAUUCAACCAUGCCCUUCCUCCCUCCUGCUAAAUAAUAAAUGUGGCAUGAUCUGUGUCAUUACUAUCAUUUUUCUAAACAGAUUAUCAAGUAUUGACAUUUUAAAUCAAGACAUUGUGGUUGUUUAAGCAACAAGUGCUGGAGGAGGCAUUCCUCUGCUAUAUUUCAGUUUUUUUUUAUUAUGCCAGGAAGAAUCAAAUCUAGUCAUUACCAACAAUAAAAUUUAAAUAAAAAUUAUUUUUUUUUAGCUGAAGCCAAAGUUUUAAGAACUCUAUCAAGAGCUUGGGUUACAGAAGUUUCAUUCUUUUAUCCUGCUUUGUGAAAAUAUGUUGAAACUUUUCCCUUCAUUUUCCAAAUAAUAUUUGACUUCAGCAAUAGUUUAGCUAGACAAUGGGGAAUAGCUGUAUUUUAUAUCUAAAUCUUUUUAUUUCACAGGAAGUCAAUUCUCAAGUUGCACAGAAAGGUAGACAAGCGUCUGCUCCUGCAGCUGUCCGAGGUCAUGGACGAUCAUUGUCUGGAGUCCAUCGAGCUCAAAGCAAUCCAACCAUCACUAGAGAAGAGAGAGGGGCUGGAGGUGGUGGGCUCAUGGUGGCUAGCUCCAGAAUGGUUGGUCUCCCUAUUCAAACUUGGCAUUAUUUCUCAUCACUUUUACUGUUACUUUGUCCUUGAUGAUAUAAAUACUUUUAUUAAAUAGAAAACUCUGAAGGACCCUACUUGUUCAAUAAUGAAAGUGUCUUUAACUACAUUCAUGUUCAGUUCAUAUUAAAAAAAAGAAAAGGAAAAUCAUUUUCCCCAUUAAUUUUCUAAUUCAUUUACUUUUUUAAAACAAUACUCCAAGUGUAUUUCCUUAAGCUUUUAAUUUAGUUUAUAAAUUAAAAAUGAAAAAUCAUUAAAGAAAGUGGUAUAAUGUUUAUGAAAUUAUAAUUGAGCAAGCAAAAGCUUUUUCAAAAGUGUAAUUGCUUCAUGCUCGACAAUAUUUGUCAUUCAACAUAAAUAUUGAAAACAAAAUUAAAUAUGAAGUGAAUUGUUCGAGAAGUUAUCUCACAUGUCCUCCAUUUACCAAGACCGUGACAGAUUUUAUUGCAUAAAUCAAAGCUGACGAAGGGGCUUACGUUGAGAAUGAUUCAAUUUUUAAAAUAAGCCCUACUAAAUAUUUAAUGAUUACUCUUAUUUUUUAAAUGGCUUUCUACUAAAAUUCCAGUAAAUAUUUUAAGUUAAAAAAUUACCAUAUUUAGAUAAAUGUAAGCUAUAAGGAAAUGACAAUCUUAACACAGAGUAUUGAAAUGUUUAACCUAUGGUAUAAUAAACAUAAUAUAUAAAAAUUAAUUAAAAAAAGAAUACUUUUAUUUCAUAGGUUCCUGGUCAGCGACCAAUAUCAGCCAGCAACUCGAAAACAAAACCAGCAUUUGGACGUAAACAGUUCAACAAUGCAGUCAAUAAUCCUAGCACAGGAGCUCCAAAAUCUAUCUUUGGCAGCUAUUCACAAGCAUACGGGACCAUUUCUUCUAGUGGUCUUGCAGCUAUCCAAGGUCGCAAGUCAUGACUAGUAAAGCCGCAGCCAAAUAUACAAGACCAAUUUCAUUACUAUGCAGAUCCCACCCCUCCACUGCAAAGAAAUAUGGAGAUUCCUUUUCAUUAUGCACCAUCCCCACCUCUUAGACCUAAAGAGCUCUCACAGUAUGGUUAUUUUUCUCGAAAACCAAUGGACUACCACCACUAUUAAUUUUAAAUGGUUGCGGCUUAAUUGAGAGAAGACUUUUUAAAAAGAACGGAUCAACUUUUCCAAAAGAUUAUGAAAAUUGUACAGUGCAAUUUGUUACAUUUCUUGCAUAUUUUUUCUAAAUUUUUUUAGUCUCAAUAGAUAAUAGAUUCUUAUCCCCUUACUAAAUUAUGUGCUGAUCAUAAUUUAAAGAACACUUCUUCACUAUGUAUAUAAUAAUAAUAUUAAUAAUUUGGAUUGUUCAGCUCACACUGACAACUAUCUGGAUCUACAUAUUAAACAGUUUCUAAUGAUGGGCUUAGUUUUGAAUUGAAAUAUUUUUAAUUAAUUUAUGUCCAACCUCUCAUUAAGAAUUUUGGCCACUUUCAACUAACAAACAGUACAAAUAAGAGAGUGAUUUAUUUAAUUUUAAUGUAAAAAUACAGAAACCUGAU